AUGGGCCGUAAUAAGAAUGCUAUUCUUGGCUUCUUGAAGGAUAAGAUGCAGAAGAGAAUUCAGAGUUGGGAGGGUCGCUUGCUCUCAAAAGCGGGAAAAGAGGUAUUGAUCAAAACAGUGGCUCAAUCUUUUCCUACCUAUGCUAUGUCUGUUUUCUUGUUGCCGGUGGAAACUUGUAAUAAGCUAGAAGAUUUGAUUAAGGAGGGAGCUCAUCGGGUGGUUGGUCCAGGUACGAACAUUAGUGUUCAAUUUGAUCUGUGGCUCGCGGAUGAUUCUCAACCGUGGGUUACUUCUAGUGCUAAUGGUAUGGAGACGUGGACGAUUAAUGAUCUCAUGGUGGUAGGAGAACGGGCUUGGGAUCUAGAGGUGGUUUUGGAUAUAUUCAAUGACCGAGAUAAAGAGAUUAUCAUUCGAACCAACAUUGAUCAGGAGACUCUCAUUGACACUUGGUAUUGGCAUAAGGAUCUUCAUGGUUUCUAUACUAUGAGGGAGGCAUAUCGAUUGUUGCACCAUUCAGAGAUCACUAAUACUAGUGAAUUUGAGAUUAAGAUAUGGAAAAUUGCAUGGAGGCUUCAUGUCCCCCCCAAAGUGCACCAACUCAUGUGGCGUGCUUUAUCUGGUUGUUUGGCUACUAAGCCACAUUCUGCUACAACACUCAUCCACGGCCCAAGAAGAGCUGCUCAUGGUUCUUUGGGCGAUUCGAGAAAUGCUCAACAACGGAGAAUGGGGUCUUUACUUGUUCCUACGGGCUCAAGAAUGGACUUAGAGCAUUGGGUGAAACCGGUUAUGGGAAAGAUUAAGGUUAAUGUCGAUGGUGCAAUCUUUGCAAGUGACGGUCGAUUUGGAGCGGCAGGGGUGGCCCGGGAUUAUCAGGGUCGAUUCAUUGAAGGCUUCACAGUGUUACGAGUGGGGCGUGUGGAUUCGGCUAUGGCCGAAUUGGUAGGGGUGAAGGAGGCUUUGAAUUGGAUAAAGAGGAAACAAUGGGGACCGGUUGAGGUUGAAACUGCUUCUUUGGUUGUUAUCCAGGCAGUCCAAAGCACGGUGGAUAUCCCUUCUCCUUUUGGCCUUCAGGUGGCAGCUUGUCAUUCUCUUAUGGCCGAUUUGCCGUUAGUCACAAUUAAUUUUGUUAAACGUUCUGUAAACAAAGCUGUACAUUGUCUUGCUCAUAGCUCUUGUUUAUAUCCAGAUCGUAUAUUUAGCGAGGAUAAUGUUCCCGCUGAUUUUCUGUCUCUUGUAAUGGUUGAAUCUUCUUAUUAA
Messenger RNA from Cannabis sativa, 1257 nucleotides. RefSeq lists its product as uncharacterized. The record is from RefSeq and is a predicted model, not a curated record. Bases 1 to 1257 code for a protein of 418 amino acids. The transcript is spliced from 4 exons. Gene Ontology annotation, molecular function: RNA-DNA hybrid ribonuclease activity; nucleic acid binding. NCBI's taxonomy places the organism in Eukaryota, Viridiplantae, Streptophyta, Magnoliopsida, Rosales, Cannabaceae.